Linum tenue is the source of this 402-nucleotide messenger RNA. The record is from the annotation of a GenBank genome assembly. NCBI's taxonomy places the organism in Eukaryota, Viridiplantae, Streptophyta, Magnoliopsida, Malpighiales, Linaceae.
AUGAAGAACUUGGCACUGCCCGUUCUCUUCCUCCUUUCUUUCCUCUUCGUUGUAGCCAACGUCAGCGAAGCAGCCGGAAUCACCUGCCCUACUGUGACCUCUAAGGCCGUUCCUUGUGCUGGAUUCGCCACCGGCCAUGCUCCGAGCCCUGCCCCUGCUUGCUGUGCCGGGCUGAAACAGCUAGCAGGGAUGGUUAGAACGUUGGAUGACAAGAAGGCCAUUUGUCGGUGUCUCAAGGCCACCUCCAAGUCCAUGGGAGUGAAGGAUCAGUUCCUGAGCAGGAUCCCUUCAGCAUGCAAGAUCAAUGUCGGGUUCACUGUCUCGGUCAACACCAACUGCGAGACGUCAGUAAUUCCAUAUGAAAAAAUAUAUAAAAUUCGCAUUAUGUUCUCCUUUCAUUAA